This is a messenger RNA of Aplosporella prunicola CBS 121167, 1042 nucleotides long. RefSeq lists its product as uncharacterized. The coding region runs from base 124 to 711 and encodes 195 amino acids. The record is from RefSeq and is a predicted model, not a curated record. The transcript has a single exon. NCBI's taxonomy places the organism in Eukaryota, Fungi, Ascomycota, Dothideomycetes, Botryosphaeriales, Aplosporellaceae.
CGACACCAUAUCCAGCCUCCAUCGCCCGCAGCUUCGCGCAUAUUUGGGCUAUGCUUGAUACUCUUGAAGCGCGUCCGUUUUCUGCGGGUAGCUGGAUCCGAAGCUCCGUCGGCUGAAGGCCCUAUGUCGCACUCUCGCAUCACAGGCCGGGAACGAUACGAAGACCUCAUCAACGUGAAGUCCGAGGCCUUGUCCUUGGAUACGCAACAUUCAUCGCAGAAAGCGACGUGCGACAGUGACCUGAUGGACGUAACCUUAGGAAACACGGAAACACCUUGCGACAGGAUCACUUCGACCCUUGCAACUUGCGUGCAUCCAACUGAUCGAUCUCACUGGAUUUUCUGUCUAUCAUCGCGCAAUCAAAAGCACGUAAUACACGUGUAUGGAAGUCAGGCGUGCCAGGACAUCUUGUCGGCCUUACCGCCUUUCGAAAUUUCGUCGAACCACUGCGGCGCAAAAGUCCCCAAAAGGAAACGCCGAGCCGAAAGAAGAAGCCGAAGAAUCUUCGAAAAGCUUCGCCCCAGUGGGCCUUCGGCUACGUAUGGUCGUAUCGAGUUUAAUGCCUCGCGUAUAGGUGACAUCCAGUGUCGUGCAUGGGAAUCCCUUCCUCUCUUGCACACUAUGUACGACUAUCAUGAAGGCUAUUUCAACGUUCACAUUGACAGUCUAGAAGACCAACGAAAAUUCAAGAGCAAGGACAAUGAGAGGUGAAACCGUCAAGCGAUAGCAAACCGCUUCGCCGAAACUCGGUCCGGCAAAACUUGGAAGCAAAAUUCAGCACACACGUCCCCAACCGACCUCGACGUAGCGUUAAGCUUGACGGACCAGAGACCCUUUUGGGAAGGCUUUAGGCGGGACGUUGAUCCGCGCUUAGGGGCACGGGGGACGGGUUGAACCUUAACCUCGCGUGUUAACGGUAUGGCCCCGCUCUGGGGAGCUCGGCUCACGAAACAACCCGCCUCAAUUGGACCGACAAACCUUAUGCAACGGAUUUGUGGGUGACACGAUUGGCUGUACGCGGCUGGAUUUCGUCCACGUUCAU